This is a messenger RNA of Toxotes jaculatrix (banded archerfish), 3389 nucleotides long. RefSeq names its product procollagen-lysine, 2-oxoglutarate 5-dioxygenase 1a (gene plod1a). The record is from RefSeq and is a predicted model, not a curated record. Gene Ontology annotation, molecular function: procollagen-lysine 5-dioxygenase activity; L-ascorbic acid binding; iron ion binding. The transcript is spliced from 19 exons. The coding region runs from base 128 to 2323 and encodes 731 amino acids. Lineage: Eukaryota; Metazoa; Chordata; Actinopteri; Toxotidae. Gene Ontology annotation, cellular component: endoplasmic reticulum. Gene Ontology annotation, biological process: peptidyl-lysine hydroxylation.
CUGGCUCUGCUGGCAGCGUUAACACUGUCCUGCAAAGUUGGCUUUCUCAGACGGAAUCAUCUGGAAAAGCGUCCAGUCCGGUUUGCACUGGGAGUCGUGAGAGCGUCUCAACUUUAACUCUGUAAAAAUGAGACUUUCGUCCUGGCUGCUGUUUCCAGGGGUUUUUAUUUGUGCACUUUCCCAUGUUACAAACUGUGAGGAGCAGCGAAUCCCCGAAGAGAAACUUCUUGUUGUGACAGUUGCAACCAAAGAGACAGAUGGCUUCAGGCGUUUCUUGAGGUCGGCUAAACACUUUAACUACACUGUCAAGGUCCUUGGUCGGGGUGAGAAAUGGAGGGGAGGCGACUACAUGUCAGCUCCAGGAGGAGGCCAGAAAGUGCGACUGCUCAAAGGGGCUCUGGAGGAGAUGAAGGAUGAGGACAAAAUCAUCCUUUUUAUUGACAGCUAUGAUGUGGUUUUCGCCUCGGGUCCCAAAGAGCUGCUCAAGAAGUUCCAGCAGGCCAGACACAAGGUGGUGUUCUCCUCUGAGAGCCUGAUUUGGCCCGAUAGACACCUGGAGGACAAACACCCCCACGUCAGGGAGGGCAACAGGUUCCUGGGCUCAGGGGGCUUCAUUGGCUUCCUGCCCAACAUCAAAGAAAUGGUUUCUAGCUGGACGGGUAAAGACAGUGAGAGUGACCAACUGUUCUUCACCAAGAUUUACAUUGAUCCAGCUAAAAGAAAAUCCAUAAAUAUCACACUGGACAGCAAAUGCAGAUUGUUCCAGAACCUCCAUGGAGCCCUCGAUGAAGUGGUCCUGAAAUUUGAGGACAGUCGGGUACGAGCCAGGAACGUGCUGUAUGAUACUCUACCUGUCACCAUCCACGGGAAUGGACCGACCAAGCUCCAGAUCAACUACCUGGGAAACUACAUCCCCAACACAUGGACAUUUGAGACUGGAUGCACAGUGUGUCAUGAGGACCUCCGCUCUCUCACUGCUCUGAAGGAGAGUGAAUACCCACUGGUGGUGAUUGGCAUCUUCAUUCAGCAGCCCACCCCCUUUGUCACAGUGUUUUUUGAACGCCUGCUGAAGCUCCAGUACCCCAAAAACAGGCUCAGACUCUUCAUUUACAACCAGGAAGCUCAUCACGAGCGUCAGGUCAGCUCUUUCCUGCAGGAUCAUGGAAGCCUUUAUCAGGACGUUAAGUUGGUCGGGCAGGAAGACAUGGAUGCACCUGCCUCCCGCAACCUGGGAUUUGAUCUGUGUCGGAAAGACAAGGACUGUGACUACUUCUUCAGCUUGGACAUUGAGGUGGUCUUAAAGAAUGAGAACACACUGAAAAUUCUCAUUGAACAAAACCUUCCUGUUGUAGCCCCGAUGAUAACUCGAGCUGGCCGACUGUGGAGCAACUUCUGGGGAGCCCUCAGUGCAGAAGGCUACUAUGCCAGGUCUGAGGACUACGUGGACAUAGUUCAAGGACGCAGAGUGGGUGUGUGGAAUGUGCCGUACGUGUCCAAUGUGUACCUGAUGAAGGCCAGCCUCCUUCGAUCAGAGCUCAUAGACUACGAUCUGUUUAACUCGCACACCUUAGACCCUGACAUGGCUUACUGCCACAACGUGCGCGACAAGGGAAUCUUCAUGUAUGUAACCAACGUGCACAGCUUCGGUCGGAUCCUCUCCACAGAAAACUACCAGACCAGCCACCUUCAUAAUGAUCUGUGGCAGAUCUUUGAAAACCCAAUGGACUGGCAGGAGCGCUACAUUCAUGAGAACUACACUCGCAUCAUGAAAGACAAGCUGGUUGAAACUCCUUGUCCUGAUGUGUACUGGUUCCCAAUUUUCUCGAAUGUUGCCUGUAACCACCUUGUUGAAGAAAUGGAGCACUUUGGGAAGUGGUCCGGAGGAGGCAAUGUGGACACCAGAAUCCAAGGUGGCUAUGAGAACGUCCCCACCAUCGACAUCCACAUGAAUCAGAUCAACUUUGAAAAGGAGUGGCAUAAAUUCCUGCUGGAGUUCAUAGCACCGAUAACAGAGAAAAUGUAUCCGGGUUACUACACUAAGUGUUCCACUCCCUUGAACUUUGUGGUGAGGUACAAACCUGACGAGCAGCCCCUGCUCGCCCCUCACCACGACGCCUCCACAUUCACUAUUAACAUAGCUCUCAACAGCAAAGGCGUUGACUACCAGGGCGGUGGAUGCAGGUUCCUGCGCUACGACUGCUCCGUUCAGGCUCCUCGGAAAGGCUGGGCCCUCAUGCACCCAGGCCGCCUCACCCACUACCACGAAGGCCUGCCGACCACCGCGGGCACCCGGUACAUCGCGGUGUCCUUCGUGGAUCCCUGAACUCCCAAAGAUGGCACAGCUCGCCACCCCCCCCACCCAACAAGUCCAGACCAAAGAGGACACCACACUGUCCACAUCCUUCAGCCUCCCAGCUGCUCCUUAGUCUCUGUUUUCUUUAUUCAUUCAUUCAUGUCCCCGUUUUAACAAUGAUAUCGUUUGUGUGUCACUUGAAGAAUUAGACGCAGUUUGUGAUCGACCUUCAUCAGCAGUAGAAUUUCAGAGCUCUGUGAUGAGACGUAAAAAACACUGAUGCACAGUGGAACCAGGACAUAUCAAGAACAUGUUAGAGGUCUCACAAGAUCUUUUUACAUAGAGACAGCCUGCAGGUGAUUUCAGACCUGAUGGACAUCAGACAUGAUGGGUGACAUCUGAGUAUGAGUUGGAUUUUCCUCAUGUCCUGUAAAUGUGUAGCAGCACAGGUACUUCACCUGGAUCAGUGUCGUUCAUGCAGCAGCACUGUCACAAAUCCCAGAGUUCAGAGAUUAAAGGGCUGUUACGUCCGGUUUCUGCUUGUCAUGAGUUAAAUUCCACACAGCCUGAGAAAAUAACCCUCGAUGAUGUUACCAAAUUUUUUUAACAAAAACCUGUUGUUACAAACCCAGGAGUGUGGAGUUCACCAGGCAAGUACCAAAACUGGCUAUGCAUCAUGGGAAGUGUAGUGUUCGGUGCAGCUGCUGGAUCAAUGUGCAGGCUCCUGUUUGGUCUGGAGUGUGUGGUGUGGAUCAGAAAUUGUGCCUUGAGCUGGACGUCUCUCAGGAAAUCACCCAGAGUUCAGCCUCAGACUUUUGUAAGAUGUGUUAGGAAAACUUUUCUGUUGUCGAAUUUUACUAAAGUAAGUUACACAAAGUGCCUUUUUUCUGUAUCCAAAGAUUUUUUUUUUUCAGAUUCUUUCUUGAACUGAGACACUCCAAAGCCUCUUAUUUAUUUUUUUGUAUAUUUGAUAAAAGCUACACUCGUUUUUAUUUUUUGGGCAUUUAGAGUAUCACUACCCCAUAUUAACACACUUUUCUGUCAUUUCAAGUCAUCGCUGUGCUUUGACCUCAACCUGAAUAAAACCGUGAACCCA